AUGUUUGUUAGUUGUACGGCUGUUAUCAAUAUAAAAGUAAAAUUUGGGGACUGUGGUGAUAUAAAAGGAUGUCUGCACAUUGAAAAAGCUUCUUUUCCUCGUUCCGAAAAAAUCCAAUCAAUUCACGACGAAAGCAUGAAAACACCAGCAGCAGCAACAGCAAUAACAUUCAACAGUACCUUCAGCACCACCAGCAAACCAAAUCAAAUCAGUAGCAUACCAUCUAAUAACUGCACAACUCAGGAUCAGCAUGCACUCUAUUUUGAAGCAUGUACAAAGGCAGCCAGAACUAUCAUUUCCAAAGAAGUUUAUUCAGGCUAUACAGAGUUACUACACAUUAAUGCGGCUGUAAGAAAUUUAUUUCUUGCAAAUUUCGCGAGUAUAUUUCAAGAUUAUGAAAAUUUCCUAGUGUUGGAUAAGAGUUUCGGUGAAAAUUCAGGUGAUAAUUGUGAAAAUAUUUGUUCCGGUCUACAAGUAUUUGAUAAAGUUGGCUUCUUAAGUGAUCAGCCAGAGACGCAUUUACCAUUUUUAAGUGCAUUCCUAGAAACACAAAUGUUUGCUAGCUUUUUAGACUCGCGUAUCAACUGGAACAAUUUAUUCAAUAGUUUAUCAGACAGUCAAGCUAUUCAAUUCACCAAUUCACCUCCAAUGCAUUUAACUGUUUUCCAUCUGUUAUUGUCGAAAUCGCGCAAUGAUAGAAAGGCAAUAUUUUGCCAUCACGCCGGUGAUAGCGAUCGUUCUACUACUACUACUACUACUACUACAACUACUACUAUGGACACAACCGGUUCGCCAGACAACAAUUUUUAUAAUUAUGUACUCGGUUAUCAACAGAAACAAUGCAGGACAACUGAUUCACACUUUCCCGAUUUUAAUUCCCAGCCAAUUUUCGAUAAUUUUAACAAUCGGAUUAACGAUGAACCCUUACCAGAUUUGCUUUAUGAUAUCAAAACAGAGUUGAAUGUCAACAAAACCAAUCAUCAACUGUUGUAUAUGUUACCUUAUAAUUCUUCAAGUGUAACACCAACGACUAAUGAUGGUAUUGUCCAGUAUGGUAAAUUUCCAACAUUGAGCAGUGAGCUACUACGCUUUUAUUCGCCAGAUUCACAAAUGAUGAUUGCAGAUAGUCAUCAGCAAAACAUCACACCAAAUUGUCAACAGCUUUUUUCAAAUAUUAAACAUUCUAUUAGAAACGACAGUUAUAAAUUACAGAAUAAUAAUAAUUCAUUAGCACAUAGAAAGUGUACAACUGUUUCUGGGAAUCAUUUUCAUAGUGCGCCACAAUCAGAUAAAAUUGGCCGACAUAUAUCUCUUCCAGCUAGUUCAGGAGUUAUAUCACCGCCUAAUCGAUUGAAUAAUCAAAUCGGUUGUAUGUCUACACCAACAAAACGAGUGGCCCCGUUAUCAUCUAUAAUCAAUACUAUGAAUACUGAUGUGUUGCAUAAUUUGAAUAAACCAGAUACUAAGAAUUCAAUUAUACCUAGUGGGAAUAAUGGCAAGUCGACAACAAAUAGAUCGUUUAUUCAUACACAUCAUCAGUUCGCUGAUUUACAACGUAAUGGAAUGGCUCAGGCGAAUUGGGAUUUCGUUGAUGCGUUGCUGGAAGAAUGCAAACACCGGACUAAACGCAUGGUUCUUAAGAAAAUCGGUCAAGAAGCUAUUGAAAUGGGGCAUGUUGAUCCAAAUAUUUCUGUUGUUGAAGAAAAUACCUUAGUAUCCGGUUUAUGCGAUCUUAUGGAACGAAUAUGGUCACAUGGUUUGAACAGGAAAUUAGGUAAAUCAGCUCUUUGUAGUUCACCACGCAUAUCAGAUCUACGUAACCGGUCCGUUGGGAGUAUCAGCUCUCGUAUUUCUGACUCAGCUGAGACGAAUCAAGAAAUAUCUCGUGUUGAUCCAAAGUAUUCAGGUUAUAGUUCGUUGAAACGUGUUCGCAAAUUUUCACGCGAUACAGCUGAGUCGAAUCCAUCUGUUGCUAAAAUAAGUCAGUCCUCUUAUCGAUCUGCUCGUUUUCCUUGGCAAGAUCCAUAUUAUCCGUCUUCUUCUUCGUCCUCUGCACUGUCCACAGCCUUUCCACCUAAAUUGUCAACUAAUUUGACUAACUGGAAAAUGAAACUACAAAUGUUGGAUGUCCGUGGAUCUUCAAAUCGUGCGCAUAGCGCUUCUUCUCGACAAAAAGAUUACAGUUCAAAUUCUUCGCAUGUCGGACAAUCUUCGAAUGCAAAUACUGGUAGUGGCGCAUUCACCACGACUGAAGCAAGUGGUGCUGGAAUGAUUUUGGAUCUGCGUAAAAUAUUUGGACCUCAGUUUACUGAGCAUUCAUUGAUUGCCGAUAUUCAUUCAAUCCAGUCUAUGAAAAGUGUUAAAACCGAUAUAGGUUUUGCGAGAGCGUUUGUUCGUUUAGCUUUGGAAAAGAAACUUCUGUCUGCUCAUCUCACACGAUUACUAAUGGACACAAAACUGCUAAGGCAUAUGUAUACAAGAUAUGCAUUUCUACGAUGUGAAGAAGAACGUGAACAAUUUCUGGUGCAUUUACUGUCACUAAAUGCUGUAGACUAUUUUUCCUUUACGCGAAUGAUUAACCAAAACUGA
Heterobilharzia americana is the source of this 2589-nucleotide messenger RNA. NCBI's taxonomy places the organism in Eukaryota, Metazoa, Platyhelminthes, Trematoda, Strigeidida, Schistosomatidae. The record is from the annotation of a GenBank genome assembly.